AAGUUCUUUUUUCUCUUCCUCUUAUAAUUAGAAAAAGAAUUCUGAAUCUAUUUUGAUCUAAUCUGGUUUCGGAUUCUUAUUCGGAUAAACCAAAAGGUAAAGAUCAGGAAGAGAAAAAGAAGGUUCCAAAUUCUCUUCAGUUAGUGAUGGCUGAAAUCGAUGAAGGAAAUUCUGAAUUGGACAAUUUCUUGAUGGAAUUUUAUAUCCCUGAUUACAUAUUUAUAGGAGAAGGUGACUCCGAAACAGAAAUUGCUUCUCAUAUUCCAGUAUGUCCAGUGAUUGUGUUUGUCAAUUCUAGAAGUGGCGGACAGCUAGGUGGUGAUUUGCUUAUAACGUACCGCAGUCUGCUAAACAAGCAUCAGGUUUUUGAUUUGGGGGAAGAAGCUCCAGAUAAAGUGCUAUGUAGGUUGUACGCCAGAUUGGAAAAGCUGAAACUAUGUGGAGAUGGCUUUGCUGCCGUAAUUGAAAAAAAAUUGAGAUUAAUUGUUGCAGGUGGCGAUGGAACGGCUGGUUGGUUGCUUGGAGUUGUCUGUGACCUCAAACUUUCUCAGCCACCACCAAUUGCUACAGUUCCCUUGGGAACUGGAAACAAUCUCCCGUUUUCGUUUGGCUGGGGAAAGAAGAAUCCUGGAACAGACAGCCAGUCUGUGAAGUCAUUCUUGGAGCAAGUGAUGAAAGCAAAAGAAAUGAAAAUCGACAAUUGGCAUAUUCUUAUGAGGAUGAGAGCUCCCAAAGAAGGAACUUGCGAUCCUAUUGCACCUCUAGAAUUACCAUAUUCUAUGCAUGCGGUCCAGCCUGUCCAGCGUGUCUCACAGUCGGAUUCUGAGAACAUGGAAGGUCACCACACAUUCCGGGGAGGGUUUUGGAACUACUUCAGCAUGGGUAAGUAGAUUAUCCUUUGCAAAGACAAGUUAAGUCUUUUUUAUUUCUGUAUACAGUUUUAGAAUGUAAGGACGAGUUUUGCACUGAUGGUAUCUCGGCGAGUAGAUGAACUAUAUAAGAAGAGUAGUAUCAGAAACAGCGUAACAUUAAGUUCUAAGCAGUUGUAUUUGCUGGUUUGGUUUCAAGUCCAAAACCCAAGGGAAAAAGCGGGUCGUAAUGUUCGUCCCCGUAGUUCAUAGGGAGCUGAUCCACUGACUUAAACCAAGUUCUUGAAAGCUUUCCAGUAAAUCCGUAGUCCCCAUAUAAGACAUCAGUCACACCCUGACCUUCACUUCCUGGGAGCCAUGCAGCUACAAGAGCAUCAACAUCUGAUAGAUAAGGUUCAAUCACAAGAGGUCGUCCGGAGAUGAGAACAACAACACAUUUGAUAGAGCCACAAACGUUCUUCAUUGUGCUCAAGCCAGGUUCAGGAAUUGUUAAGUUGAGAUUGUCCCCCAUUGUCUCUGCAUAUGGUUGCUCGCCAAUAACAACAAUAGCAUAGGAGAAGUCGUUAGACUUGACAAAAUCAGCUUCAGGGUUUGCUUUGUAGAUGAUUUCAGUGUCUGGGCCAACGGUAGACGCUAUUGCAUUGAGGAUAGUAGUUCCUGCUCAUUUGGUACAAGAGAACGUUAAUGAAUUCACUGCUGAAGUAAAAGUAGUUAUCUACCAGCAGUGAUGUUGGUAGAUAACCAAGUUAAGCGUAUAUAAUGAAUUCACUGCUGAAGUAAAAGUAGUUAUCUACCAGCAGUGAUGUUGUUUCCUUCUUUUCCUUGCCAUUCUAUUGUCCAACCACCGCACUGUAAGCCCAAGUUGUUAGCGUGGCUACCGGCAACAAGGAUUUUAGGUGCAUCUUUGGGGAGAGGCAACAAGGGCUCAUUGUCAGAUUUCCCAUUUUUCAAUAGCAC
Molecule: messenger RNA, 1826 nt
Organism: Papaver somniferum (opium poppy)
Lineage: Eukaryota; Viridiplantae; Streptophyta; Magnoliopsida; Ranunculales; Papaveraceae
Product: diacylglycerol kinase 5-like
Exons: 7
Coding region: 147-890 (247 amino acids)
Biological process (GO): signal transduction
Molecular function (GO): ATP-dependent diacylglycerol kinase activity
Source: RefSeq, a predicted model, not a curated record